This is a messenger RNA of Xiphophorus maculatus (southern platyfish), 420 nucleotides long. Its product is annotated as vesicle-associated membrane protein 8-like. The record is from RefSeq and is a predicted model, not a curated record. The transcript has 4 exons. Gene Ontology annotation, molecular function: SNAP receptor activity; syntaxin binding. Gene Ontology annotation, biological process: vesicle-mediated transport; vesicle fusion; SNARE complex assembly. The coding region runs from base 80 to 397 and encodes 105 amino acids. Lineage: Eukaryota; Metazoa; Chordata; Actinopteri; Cyprinodontiformes; Poeciliidae. Gene Ontology annotation, cellular component: SNARE complex; plasma membrane.
AACCUGAUGGAGAAAAGGAAGGUCCAGACACAUCAGAGGAUCUUUACAGUCAUUUCAACAGAGAGCUGAGCCAGAGACAAUGACUGCCGUAGAGAUGGAAGGAAAAGGUGGCGGACAGCAGAUGAAAGACAAGACCAGUGACCUGUCCAGGCAGGUCGAUGAAGUGAAGGAGAUCAUGAAGAAAAAUUUGGAAGACCUCCUCCGCCGAGAAGAAAAUCUGGAUAACCUCAUGGAAGUGUCUGAGUAUCUGAAAAACAGGGCUUAUAAUUUCCGCCGUACAACUGAGAAAGUGUCUCGCUCCUACUGGUGGAAGAACGUCAAGCUGAUGGCAGCCGUGGUCGUGAUCGUCCUCAUCGUCAUCGUCGCCAUCGUCCUGCUGGCCGUCAGGUUCAAUUGAGAAUGACCCUGACGGCUCCUGUA